Messenger RNA from Drosophila arizonae, 5073 nucleotides. Its product is annotated as chloride channel protein 2. Lineage: Eukaryota; Metazoa; Arthropoda; Insecta; Diptera; Drosophilidae. Gene Ontology annotation, molecular function: voltage-gated chloride channel activity. Gene Ontology annotation, cellular component: plasma membrane. The record is from RefSeq and is a predicted model, not a curated record. Gene Ontology annotation, biological process: transmembrane transport; chloride transport.
CGGCAGUCAAUGUCAGAACGCGAAACGGCGGCGUUGACAACGGAGCUGCUCUAGAAUCGCUCUGUCAGCUCGGGAAACUUUCAGCUAAUACGCAAAGUGAACGUGGCUAAUAGCAUAACAAAGCAAAUUAACCGAAUCAAUCAAAGCGUCAAUCAAGCGGAAUAUGCGCACUCACAACCACAACAAUAACAAAAGCAACAGCAAGUGUCUUGGGCAACAGCAACAACAAUAGAAGUGAACAAAUUAAAACACGCGCUCAACAGGUGACACAGCCAAAAACAAUAAAUACACGACCAUAAUAUAUUGGCAUAGUUAAUUAAUUCCAGACAGGAAAAACAGCACAACAACAACAAAAAAGAAGAAGCAAAAAAACAAAUAAUUGUUGCUAAUUUCUGUCCGCAUUUGGCGUUAAUCCAGGGCGCAGAUAGCACAGAUAGAACUGAUAAUGAAACUGUGAUACAUUUGACAAUUUUUGUUGUCGUCGUGCCUAAUUAAGCCGUCACACACUCAAGUGCGCCACUUCACAUAGCUCGGAACACCCCGCCCACAAACUCGCCCACUAUCGCAGUGCCAAACAAUAGCAACAACAGCAGCAACUAUUAUUCGUAGCCGAAGACGAAGAGGAAGAGCUAUAAGAAGUGAAGGUUUUUGCCGGUAACCAGCGACGCCAGCAGCAGCAACAACAACAAACGCGCUGUCAACGCCGCCGUCGGAGUCAACUGCUGCGCAAACUGAACGCAUUUUCGAUAUUGCUCGCUAAAGUAAUAGUGCGUGUGUGUGUGUGUGUGUAGAAGAGACGGAGCACGACGCGUCGCGGCGUUGGCUGCACUCCCGCUCAGUGCGCCCAACUUUCUGCAAUCGAGAAUCGCGGCAGAGCUUGGGAUGUGUUGUGACUGUGGCGUUGGCGUUGCCGUUGACGUUGACGUUGGCGCUGGCAUCUCUGCCGCUGCAAAGGAAGUCGAUCUUGUGACUCGCUUGGUGCAACACAAAAGUGCAGCUAAUUGAAUUUAAUGCACAAGCAAAAGGAAUUUCAUUUCAUUUUCACAUGUGACGCAUACGCAGAGCCCACAGCAGAGUCAAACGCAAUGCGGAAAGAAAGUGCGAGUGAAAAAACAAAGCAAAACGCGAAUCUGCACAGUGAAUGCAAAUCCAAAGUAAACAACGCCAAUAAAAAUACAUAAACAAAAGAAAAUCAGUGCAAAGAGUGGAAUUCCACCUACAAUACAUUAAUAUUCAAGGCAACAGCAUCUAAUUGUGAUAUUGCAACAUGUUCAACAAGAGUUCAAACACAAAAUCAAAUAAAAAUGGACAUGAAUCUCUGCUCCUCGUGCCCUCGCCGAAUCACACGCUGCCCCUGCGCACGUGCUCCAAUGCGUCCUCGUUGCGCUUCAAUAUGGGUCACGACCACGAUCACAACAAGAGCCCAGAUGGUUCCGAGGAGGGCCUGGGCUAUACGCACACUCUGAUGUAUGGUCGUUAUACGAAAGAUCUAGGAGAAUUUGCUAAAGAUGAAGCCAGAAAACUCAAACUACUCGAAAAGCGAAGAAAGCAAGAAGAUAAACAAAGAAAUAAGGAACUGUUGGGCAAACGAGCGACGCGCAUAAAACGCAUCUCAUCAUGGAUAUGGAAGCAUACAUUGGCGCGGCUGGGCGAGGAUUGGGUAUUCCUGGCCCUGCUGGGCAUCAUAAUGGCCCUGCUAUCCUUUAUCAUGGACAAGGGCAUAUCAAUAUGUACAAAUGCUCGUAUUUGGCUCUAUCGCGAUCUUACUUCACAGCCCUUUAUACAGUAUAUUGCUUGGGUAUCAUUGCCGGUCUGUCUAAUAUUAUUCUCAGCCGGCUUUGUGCAUCUCAUCGCACCGCAAAGUAUAGGUUCCGGUAUACCUGAAAUGAAGACCAUACUGCGCGGCGUUGCGCUGAAAGAGUAUCUCACAUUUAAGACAUUAGUGGCCAAGGUAAUUGGUUUAACGGCAACUCUGGGCAGCGGUAUGCCAUUAGGAAAGGAAGGUCCUUUCGUACAUAUAGCAAGUAUUGUAGCACAAUUAUUAAGUAAACUCGUCACAUCAUUCCAAGGCAUAUAUGAGAACGAGUCCCGCAACUCUGAAAUGCUGGCGGCUGCCUGUGCCGUCGGCGUGGGCGCGUGCUUUGCUGCGCCCGUAGGUGGCGUUCUGUUUAGUAUUGAGGUAACCACAACGUAUUUUGCGGUGCGCAAUUAUUGGCGCGGUUUCUUUGCGGCCGUGUGUGGUGCGACGGUUUUUCGACUGCUGGCUGUGUGGUUCCAGAAUGCGGAUACUGUGCGCGCACUAUUCCUAACCAAUUUUACCACAGAAUUUCCCUUCGAUCCGCAGGAGCUGUUUGUAUUUGCAUUAAUUGGCUUUGUUUGCGGCUUAGGUGGCGCCACCUAUGUGUGGGUGCAUCGUCGAUAUGUGCUUUUCAUGCGCUCCAACAAGCGCAUGAACAAAUUUCUACAAAAGAAUCGCUUUCUGUAUCCCGGCUUUCUGGCGCUGUUGGUCUCUAGCAUUUCAUUUCCCCUAGGCACCGGCCAGUUUUUAGCUGGGGAGCUCAGCACACACGAACAGGUGACGCAGUUGUUCAGCAAUUUCACCUGGUCGCGCAGUGAUCUGACUGUGGAGCAGGCUGCCGUUGUCACGCACUGGAUGACCAGCUACACGAGCGUCUUUGCCAACCUGGUGAUCUUUACCAUCUUCACGUUCUUCUUUUCCAUCAUAGCGUCCACAAUCCCGGUGCCAUCGGGCAUGUUUAUACCUGUAUUUAAAAUUGGCGCCGCAUUUGGUCGCUUGGUGGGCGAACUAAUGGCCUCCUGGUUUCCACAUGGCGUGCGCUACGGCGGUCGAUUGUCACCCAUUAUGCCAGGUGGCUAUGCCGUUGUCGGCGCAGCUGCCUUUUCCGGCUCUGUGACGCAUACGGUAUCCGUGGCUGUGAUUAUCUUUGAGAUGACUGGACAGAUAACCCACGUUGUGCCCGUGAUGAUAGCCGUGCUGGUGGCCAAUGCGGUGGCAUCGCUGCUGCAGCCCUCGAUCUACGACAGUAUUAUACUGAUUAAAAAGCUGCCGUAUUUGCCUGAUCUGCUGCCAUCUAGUUCCGGCAUGUACAGCAUCUUUGUGGAGGAUUUCAUGGUGCGGGACGUGAAGUACAUUUGGCAUGGUAUCUCCUAUCAAAAGCUUAAAGAGGUGCUCAAGAUCAACAAGGCGCUGCGCUCCCUCCCGCUUGUGGACAGUCCAGAAAAUAUGAUACUGCUUGGCUCUGUGCAGCGGUACGAGCUGAUCAAGAUAAUUGAGAAGCAUAUUGGACGGGAGAAGCGCAUGGAGGUGGCGCAAAAGUGGCAAAAGGAGGCCGAAGAGCGCGCCCUCGAAGAGGAAAAGAAAAAACAAGAAGCUGAGCUAAAACAGCGUCGACCCUCACGCUUCGAAGUGCUGCCCGCCCCAGACAUACUCAGUCUGCGGCAGAUAGCCAACGAUGAGAUGCUGCCCCCCAAGAAACGGGCGGAGACGCUACACAGUUCCUUAACGCCACGCAAGUCCAUAUUGAAGAAGACCAACUCCUUCAACUUAAAGACCUACGCGCCCGCCUCGCCGCACAGUCCCAGCAUUACGCCGUACACCACGAUAACAGGCAAUUCGGAGUUUCGUAUACGGUCCGCAUUCGAGGCCAUCUUCAAGAAAUCCACCACGCUGCAGGAUGUACAGCCUGAUCCGGAAAUGGGCUCCAUGUCGCCGGCAGCAAGCAACAAUGAGGUGCAAGGGCAACGUGCACCCAGUGCCCCCAGCACACCUGGCAUAUCCAAGAAGGUUCAGUUGCAAGCACAAAACAAUUGGAACUUUGUCACAGAUCAGAUCAUGCUGCAAGUAAACCCUAUUACAAAAUCGGAGUCAGCCAAAAAAAUGGAUGACACAGAUGUUACCAUAACAGAGAAAACAGAUUCGUAUAAACCAAUUAAUAUGCCGCUGAACGAUGUGAAUACAGAUAAGACCUGCAUUAAAUACAAAACAAAUAAAGUUUCAGAUAUUAAUAGACAGACCCACGAACCGGCUACUGUGUCCCUUCUAAACGAGAAUCACGUAGAUAAGCAAAGAAAUGUUAAGAAAAAAAUUCAAUUCAGCUGCGAUGUGAGAGUUAAAGAUUCGGCAUUGCAUGGCUGUACGCUGGAUAAGCUAUCCGAUAAUCAAGAAUCAAAUGAAAUGGGUUAUACGAUAGAAGAUGACGAUGAUAAGUUUAAUGACGAUGACGAGCAGACGAGCACGAUUACAAAAAAGGCAAAGUCAGUGCAAUUGCCAAGGGAACGUGUUAUAGACAUGUCGCCAGAGGAUCAGAAGCAAUGGGAACUGGAGGAAAUGCAGAAACCCAUCGAUCUAGAAAAGGCACAGAUACAUAUAGAUCCAUCGCCCUUUCAACUUGUGGAACGCACCUCCAUACUCAAGGUGCAUUCGCUGUUCUCUAUGGUGGGCAUUAAUCAUGCGUAUGUAACAAAAAUCGGACGUCUUGUUGGUGUGGUCGGUCUCAAGGAGUUACGCAAGGCCAUCGAAGACAUCAAUAGCAACAGCUUCGUGGCACAUCCCCGGGACGAGGAACCCAAUUCCGACUCGAAACCUGCUGCGGAGAAGCCUCUGCUGGCAGCUAGUCCAAGUGCUAGUGACAAAGCCGUUGACAUGACCAUUACCUCAAUGGAUUCGGCGCUCUCUAAUUCUGACAACUGUUCCGAUAUUGAAAUGGAGCAUCUGAAGUCUCUCGAUACGCCAGAAAUAGCGCUGACCAUGCCGGCAGCAGAAGCAAAUGCAAAUGCAAUAACACAAGACACAAACAAAUCUGUUUAAACUAGGUUUCCAUCUGUAGAAAAAAAAUAUUUAUAUAUAUUUACUGUUAGCUACGGCAACAAUGUUUGUUAAAUGCCGUUGUUAAAACUCUUUAAAUUUACAGUUUAAAGCUAAACUAAGUGAUAGCAUAAUUAAUUAAUUAGUUGACCAUGUUGUUAUGUAUUUAUAUAUCUCGCUAGUACAUAAAAUCAAAGAUAUCGUGAUCUAUAUUUAAGUUGCAGCAAGUGCAAAAUAAAUAUUUUAAA